Molecule: messenger RNA, 823 nt
Organism: Podospora pseudocomata
Lineage: Eukaryota; Fungi; Ascomycota; Sordariomycetes; Sordariales; Podosporaceae
Exons: 2
Coding region: 104-715 (203 amino acids)
Biological process (GO): mitochondrial translation
Cellular component (GO): ribosome; mitochondrial small ribosomal subunit
Molecular function (GO): small ribosomal subunit rRNA binding; structural constituent of ribosome
Source: RefSeq, a predicted model, not a curated record
AAUCAAUAACCCACCAAAAACUAUCGCGAACUGCACCGUUGAAGGUCGCUUGACGAUACCUCCCCGCCAGCGCCGCCCACACUCACCCUGCCCAUCAGCAACCAUGUCCACCAAAACCUUCCGCCCCCUAGCCCUCCUCCGGCCAACAGCAAGAUUCUACUCCUCCAAACCCACCCCCUCCCCCGCCCUCACCCGCUCGCCAGCUUCAACCAAACCCCCAACAGCAACCCCCUCCCCAACCUCAAUCCUCGCCUCCCUCUUCGCCCCGGAACAACCCUCCGCCCCCUCCCCCACCGGCCACACCAACUACGGCUUCGAAGCCGCCGAGGAUGUCGUCAAGCACCAGCACCGCGCCGACAUGUACCUCCGCAAACAUCCCCGCCGCUGGCGCGAAGGCGACGUCUACGCCCCCCACGACCUGAGCCCGGCCGAGGCCAAAAAGUGGAAGGUCGUCAAGAGCCCAAAGAGGGAUGUGAUUGACAUGUUGGGGGUGAACCCGCUGGAUAAUUACAGGAACUUCUCCAUGAUCUCCGAAUUCAUGACCCCCUUGGGCAGAAUCAUGCACUCCAAGGACACCGGCCUCCGUCCCGUCAACCAGCGCAAGAUGGCCAAGGCCAUCAGGAGGGCCAUCGGUCUCGGCAUCCACCCAUCCGUCCACAGACACCCCGAAGUCAUGAAGAUGAGGGGGAGGAUCAACACUGCCAUGAAUUUCUAGUAAAAUUGCAACAUGAGGGGAACAGGAAGACGGUGUCGGUGUAUAUUAUUCAAAUGAACUGUAUCAAUACAAAUGGGCUACAUUUUGUCAUCAACCACCCCUGAGGUA